Artibeus jamaicensis (Jamaican fruit-eating bat) is the source of this 966-nucleotide messenger RNA. Its product is annotated as serine protease 41-like. The transcript has 5 exons. Bases 1 to 966 code for a protein of 321 amino acids. Gene Ontology annotation, molecular function: serine-type endopeptidase activity. Gene Ontology annotation, biological process: proteolysis. Lineage: Eukaryota; Metazoa; Chordata; Mammalia; Chiroptera; Phyllostomidae. The record is from RefSeq and is a predicted model, not a curated record.
AUGGGCGCUCCAGUCGCGGCACUGCUGCUGGUGCAGCUGCUGGUGCAACUGUUGGUGCCAGUGGAACUUGAGAUGCUGGAGCCAUGUGGCCACCAGAACAUCUACCCGCGCGUAGUGGGCGGAGAAGACUCGGUCCUCGGGCGCUGGCCCUGGCAGGUCAGCCUGCGCUUUCAUAAAGGCCACACCUGCGGAGGGAGCCUGCUCAACCCGCGCUGGGUGCUCUCCGCAGCACAUUGCUUUGUAAAGCACAGAGAUGCCUCAAAUUGGGCGGUCCAGUUUGGUGAGCAAUCUUCCAGGCCAUCUCUUUGGAACUUGCGGGCCUUCUACCAUCGUUACAAGGUGCAGGACAUUAUUAUGUACCCUGAUUUCAAGGGGUCUUCAUUCAACGACAUUGCCCUGCUGAGGCUGACUUCCUCUGUCACCUACAAUAAGUACAUCCAGCCCAUCUGUGUGAUGGCCUCCUCCUUUGAGUUCCGGAACCAGACUAAUUGCUGGGUGACUGGCUGGGGGCACAUCCGUGAGAAUAAUGGGCUGCCACCUCCCUACACCCUCCAGGAAGUACAGGUCUCCAUCAUAAACAACUCUAGGUGUAACUACCUGUUCCAACAGCCCAAUUUCUUCUAUAGAAUCGGGGAUGACAUGAUUUGUGCUGGCUCUGAGGAUGGCAGCCGUGACACCUGCAAAGCCCUGCUCAUCCAUUUCACUCCCCAGGGUGACUCAGGUGGACCCUUGGUCUGUGAAAAGAAUGGGCUGUGGAUUCAGAUUGGAAUCGUGAGCUGGGGAGUGGGCUGUGGCAGGCCCAACCGGCCCGGUGUCUACACCAACGUCAGUAGGUACUUCGGCUGGAUCCAGAGGCUCAUGGCCAACAGCACACCCAGGCCAGACCCAUUCCCACUGCUGCUGCUCCUCCCUCUGCUCCGGGCUGCCCCGCUGGUGCAGCUAGACUGCACACAGCUGAGCCUGUGA